GAAGAUUAAACCCCACAAGUAUAAAAAGCCCAAGAACGCUGUUACUCUUGAUCUUUCCGAAAAGACAGACACCCCAAGAUGAAGUUCGCCUAUUUUGUUGUCGCAGCCUUGGCCUUCCAAGUUGCCUCCGCGAGGCCCAGAUCCCAAGACGUUGACUUCGGUCAAUUCAUCGGGGACAACCUUCUUGAUUCCGUCCUCCAGAAAGGAGAACUCGACAAAUUUACCGGAAACAUGGACACCAUGCGCAAGGAAGUCUCCGAGACCGUUAAAAACUCGUUGCCCAGUAUGGAAAACGUAAACAAGGCACUCGUGGACGCCUCCAAAAGCGUUGCCGAUACCAUCGAGCAGGGAACCAACAGCUUCAAUGAAUACUUUGACAAAAACAAACCGCUCAUCGAGAAAUUGGUCAAGGGAACAUCCGCCAAAGUCGCGUCUCAAGUUGCCUACGUCAAGGGAGUAGUCGUAGAUGCCGCCCAUAAAGGGGAGGCGGUGCGCGCCGCCAUUAAGGCCAACUGCAACGCAUUGAUGCAGGAAGUCGAAAUGUUCGGGAAGUCAAUGGAACCUCAUUUCGCCGAGGCCAGGGACCACGCGUCGAAGUUGGCCGGCACCUUCUUCGGAGUGUUGAGGACCGCCGCUGAACGUUUCAGAAACGACAUUACCAAGGUUCUCAAAGCACCGCCACAAACCCGUUAAGGGUAAUCGAAGUUUCGCUGAUAAUUGUAACUAAUCGCAAUCCUAACCUUUUGGCACCUACUAACAAGCAGAUUAACAAGUGCAAAGUGCGAGAUUAUUCAGUGUAAAUAAUUAAGUUUGUUCAAAACACAUCUUGGACUAAUUAAAGAUAUUGUCACCA
Messenger RNA from Photinus pyralis (common eastern firefly), 853 nucleotides. RefSeq lists its product as uncharacterized. Bases 79 to 693 code for a protein of 204 amino acids. The record is from RefSeq and is a predicted model, not a curated record. The transcript has 4 exons. Lineage: Eukaryota; Metazoa; Arthropoda; Insecta; Coleoptera; Lampyridae.